CAGAAACAAGAUUUGAUCCGUACUAUGCAGUACUAAAACUGACAAGAACGAUAUUUUUUUAAUUUGAAAUGUGGUUUAUAACGGGGUUUUAUGUGAUUUUAAUAGUGAUAUUCACUAAUAAAGUUGACGGUCAGAAAAAGGACCAAGAGGAUUUCGAGUGCCCCUCGGCCACAGGAACCGGAAAUUUCGCAGAUCCAGUCACUUGUAGACGAUUUUAUCAGUGUGUAGAUGGUCAUCCCUACGUGAAUAGAUGCCCGUCGGGAUUAUUUUUCGACGACAUUAGCAAAUAUUGCACUUUCCCGAACGAGGCACGAUGCGGACCCAUUGCAAGUACUCCAGCUCCCAUCACCGAACGACCCACCGAUUUGGCGGAAAAGUGCAAUCCGGCCGAAUGUCAACUACCUUAUUGUUUCUGUUCGAAAGAUGGUACUGUUAUACCUGGAAAUUUAGAGCCAGAAAAUACUCCACAAAUGAUUCUCCUAACAUUCGACGGUGCCAUCAACUUACAAAACUACGACCACUACAGAAAAGUGCUGAAACCAAAAAGAAAGAACCCCAACGGGUGCCCAAUAAAGGGCACGUUUUACGUAUCCCACGAGUACAGCAAUUAUCAAAUGAUCCAACAGUUGGCAAGCGAAGGGCACGAAAUGGGAACUGAAACCAUAUCGCUUCAAACAGGUCUACAAGACAAAGGCUACGAAGAGUGGGUGGGCGAAAUGAUCGGCAUGAGAGAAAUCCUGAGACAUUUCGCCAACGUAUCCAAAAGCGAAGUCGUCGGUAUGCGAGCGCCCUUUUUAAAGCCAGGAAGAAAUACCCAAUACAAAGUUCUAGAGGAAUUCGGUUACAUUUACGAUAGCUCAGUUGGUGUGCCUGCUUUACCAAUACCUGUUUGGCCUUACACUUUGGACUAUAAAAUUCCUCACGAGUGCAAAUCUGGAACUUGCCCUACAAAAUCUUUCCCAGGUGUCUGGGAAGUACCACUGAAUGCCCAUUACAUAGAAGGAUUCGAAGGCGGCCACUGUCCGUACUUGGACCAAUGCGUAUUGCACAAUCACGAUCCCGACGAAGUAUUCGAGUGGUUACAAGAAGACUUUUUGAAGUACUACGACCAAAAUAGGGCCCCUUACAUGAUGGCUUUCCACACGAAUUGGUUCUCAAUCAAAGAACUAGAAAAGGGAUUGGACAAGUUUUUGGACUGGGCACUUACCCUUCCAGACGUUUGGUUUGUAACGACUACCCAAGCCUUAACGUGGAUGACCGAUCCUAAAAGUGCCAAGCUGUUGAAUAACAAUUAUGAGCCUUGGAGCUGUUCCAAAAGGGAAACUUUACCGCCAACACCGUGUAAAGUUGCCAGCAAGUGCGCUUUGGCCUUUAAAAAGGAAAAUUUCACGGACACGAGGUAUUUGGAGACUUGUCAGGAUUGUCCCAAUCAGUAUCCGUGGUUGGGAGACGCUACUGGAUCAGGGAUACCCAACAAAGAUAAUUACGUUCCUGAUAAUGUGUGAAUGUUUUAGUAGGUUUUAGGUAAUUGCCAAAAAAAAAAAUUGAAUUUGUUAAUUUAUGAAAUGUGUUGUGUGCAUAAUUAUUGCGCAGUUUAUAAUUAAUAAAUUAUUGUUUUACCUAA
Molecule: messenger RNA, 1624 nt
Organism: Ceutorhynchus assimilis (cabbage seed weevil)
Lineage: Eukaryota; Metazoa; Arthropoda; Insecta; Coleoptera; Curculionidae
Source: the annotation of a GenBank genome assembly